AUGGAGUCUGUCGAGAGUCCGGCGAGAGGUGCAGACUACCUGGACCAGACGCUGCGGCUUCUGCAAGAAAGGACACAUCAUGUUCACAAGCGCUCUCUUAACGCUACAGAUCUGCUCACUGAGGAGGAGCUGAAAAGUUUGGUUGAAAUCACUGGAUGUGCAGCAAGAGUCAGGCUGCCAAACUGUCGAACAACACCAAAUGUGAACAAAUAUCGUACCGCAACCAGCGUGUGCAACAACUUGCAAAGCCCUCGUCUCGGUGCUUCGAAUACUCCGUUCACUCGAUGGUUUCCAGCUGAGUACGAUGAUGGCAUAUCUCAACCCAAAGGAUGGAACAACAGGAACAUGAAUAACUUCCUGCUUCCAUUGGUCAGACAGGUAUCCAACAACAUUUUGGCUACAACAGAUGCAGGUGUGAUCAAUGACAGAGAGCUCACACAUAUGGUCACCUUGUUUGGCCAAUGGAAUGAUCAUGACUUGACUUUUACCCCAUUCUCUCCGAGCAUUAGUUCAUACAGCAACGGAAUCAACUGCGAUUCCUCCAUGUGA
Knipowitschia caucasica is the source of this 549-nucleotide messenger RNA. The record is from the annotation of a GenBank genome assembly. Lineage: Eukaryota; Metazoa; Chordata; Actinopteri; Gobiiformes; Gobiidae.